This is a messenger RNA of Gavia stellata (red-throated loon), 2199 nucleotides long. RefSeq names its product syntaxin-binding protein 4-like. Gene Ontology annotation, molecular function: protein binding. The record is from RefSeq and is a predicted model, not a curated record. The transcript has 22 exons. Bases 1 to 2199 code for a protein of 732 amino acids. Lineage: Eukaryota; Metazoa; Chordata; Aves; Gaviiformes; Gaviidae.
AUGAUGUCCUACCUCCAGCCUUCUGGCCGGGACCUGGAGCAUUUCGAUGGGCUUUCUCUCAUUUACUGGACGCUCAUGGGACCAUACGGGAUGGAUCGAACCGUGCACUGCUUUGAUUUCUACGACUGUGCAAAUGGGCUGGGUAUUAAAGUAAUCGGUGGCAUCAAGGAACUCACCGGAGAAGAAUAUGGAGUUUAUGUCAAGAGGAUCCUUCCAGGGGGUGUUGCUUAUGUGGAUGGGCGCCUGCAGCCAGGAGACCAGAUCCUGGAGGUCAAUGGAGAUUCCUUAAUUGGGGUUACAAGCGAGAGGGCUGUGGACAUCCUGAGGACGGCGUCGGCCACCAGCCACAUGCGCCUUCUGAUAGCCCGCGAUGACAACGCCAGGAGAGAGUUCUCUGAGCUGCUGGAGAAGUUUGGCUCCCAGAGCAAUACGGGCUCAGCACGGAGCUCACCGGUCCUGCACGGCGGCAAUCGAUACCUUGAAAGUACAUCCUCGGGCUCCUCCUCACGCUCUCAGAGCCCACUGCUGCUGAGCCCUGCCAAUUCCCACAGCCCCUUCAUCGGGAACCUGGCGCAUCCCCCUCACGCACACUACUCCAUUGAAUCAGGAAUCCAGACCAUUUCUAUAGCAAAAUCUUCCGGCUUAGGGCUGACAAUCAGUGGUGGAUCUAACAGGCCUGAUGGCCCCAUGAUUUAUGUUCAAGAGCUUAUGCCCGACGGUGACUGUUACAAGGAUGGUCGGCUCCGACCUGGUGACCAACUAAUCGCUAUCAAUAAAGAUUCUUUGGUGGGCAGCACACACGAAGAGGCCAGAAAAAUAAUUGCAAAAGCCAAAUUGAGGCAUGAGGGAAACACAGAAGUGGCCUUUAUUCCUGGAAAGGGACGGUUACAUCCUGGACUGUCAGCUCAUAACAACACCCCAUCACCACCUCCAAAGGCAGUGGGAAACGGUCUGAGUUCCUGCAGACUGAAGGUCCAUGUGAGGUCCCCAGAGAAUAGACAUGAAAAUAAUUUUCCUGUGCCUUCUUUGUCACCGGACAUUUGCCCACCAGAGCUUACUGUCUCAGCACCCGCUGCGGCAUCUAAUCAUAAAGCAGCUUCAGGCACCAAACCAAAAGUAGCACUGGAUCCCCACAUCCGGCUCAAGGAUGGGAAACUGGAACUGGUUCUGCAGUAUCUUGGUCUGGAUGUGACCGAGGAGAAGAAGAGGCGGUUACGGCAAAGCUUGACCACAGACUCGCAGGGGACGGUGGCCUACGGAGAUCUUCUCCAAGCACUCAGGGAUCUGAUGCAGGACGAGCUGGGUGAGGCUGGUCUGGAUUCCAACUCCAUGCUCUUCACACAGCACGAAGUGGCCAGUUUGCUGGAUACGUCGGCUUUUCACUCUCCGACCUUCGACUCUCUCAGCUGUAAUGGCAAUGAGGAGCUGGAGCAGCUGCAGCUGGAAAUGAUGGAUCUGCGGCAAGAAGUCCGAAGGCUAAAGUCUCUCCUGAAAGAGAUGGAAAAUAGCAAGAAGUCAAUGGAAGAUGAGCUUCAGAGACUGAACCAGAAAGCCCUGGGCUUCCUCUCCGAGAACCGGAUGCUGCACAGCAAGCUGCAGAUGGCAGAGGUCGUGCAGAGACAGGCUCACAGCGCGGAGCAGGACUACGAGGAAGUGAUCCACUUGCUGGAAGCUGAAAUUGCAGAACUGAAGAUGCAGUUGGCAGGGAAGAAAGCAAAACACGUCUCUGAAAUAGAGGAGGACAUCCUGGAACUGAAAAGACAGUUGUCCCUGGCUGACGGCCAGUUACGAAAAUCAGAAGUCUCACGGAAGCGCCUGGAGAUCUGCAAUAGGAAACUGCUCCUGUUUGUGCAGAACGUCCACAAGGUCCUGAGCACACCCAGUCAUUUACCAGAUGAGAAAAGAGUCAACAGUGAAACAGAAGAGGAUAAAACAGACGCAGUCUCAGAUACAUCUCUUCCAUCUUCAGAUCUUGUUGACCUUUUGCUAUCAGAAGCUAAAGAACUGUUAGCACCAAUCCUCUCCAACAAGGACGCUUUGCCAUGUGACAGGGACCAGUGCCUGCCUGCUGAAGGAAUCCCAAAUUACAAGGACCAUCUUCUUCAGAAGACCACGUGGCCCCCUCCUGCAAGCCAGACCAAGAGCGAUCAACCGCAGCCACCGAGUCCAACCAACGAACUGCCUAAGAAGCCUACAUAA